Messenger RNA from Passer montanus (Eurasian tree sparrow), 1143 nucleotides. Its product is annotated as protocadherin gamma-A12-like. The transcript has a single exon. Gene Ontology annotation, cellular component: plasma membrane. The record is from RefSeq and is a predicted model, not a curated record. Gene Ontology annotation, molecular function: calcium ion binding. Gene Ontology annotation, biological process: homophilic cell-cell adhesion. The annotation marks the transcript as partial. Lineage: Eukaryota; Metazoa; Chordata; Aves; Passeriformes; Passeridae.
AUGGCGGCGUGGCAGGCGGCGUGGGGGCAGCUGCGCUACUCGGUGCCCGAGGAGAUGCCCAAGGGCUCGUUCGUGGGCGACGUGGCCAAGGACCUGGGACUGCAGCUGACGGAGAUCAGCGACCGCGGCGUUCGCAUCUUGGACAAAGGUAGGACACAGUAUUUCGCUCUGCACGGGAAGUCGGGACAUUUAGUGACAGCAGAGAGGAUCGACAGAGAGCAGCUGUGCGAACGUGUUCAGCAAUGCGUGCUGCGCUGUGAGCUGAUAGUGGAGGGACAGAUGCAGGUUUACGGGAUCCAAGUGGAAAUCAUGGACAUUAAUGACAACGCUCCGAACUUUCGAGAAGCAGAAAAAAAUUUGAGAGUAAGCGAGAUGACAGCCCCGGGGUCGCGGUUUUCCUUACCCGAGGCUCACGACCCUGACUCGGGCCGGAAUUCCCUGCAGAGCUACGAUCUGAGCGGCGACGAGCACUUCUCGCUGGCCGUGCAGGCGGGCCCCGGCGGCGAUCAGCGUCCCGAGCUGGUGCUGGCCAAGGCGCUGGACCGGGAGGAGGCGGCGUUUCACGAGCUGGUGCUGAGGGCGAUGGACGGCGGUGAUCCGGCACGGACGGGCACGGCUCGGGUCCGCGUGACGGGGCUGGGCGCGAAUGACAACGCGCCCGUGUUCAGCCAGGUGGAGUACACGGUGCGAGUGCCCGAGGACGUGCCCGUGGGCUCUGUCCUCGUCACCGUUACUGCCAGUGAUGCCGACGAGGGGCCGAAUGGUCGCGUGAAAUACUCGUUUAAGAAAAUCACGGAGAGAGCCUCGGAGAUUUUCCAGUUGGAUGCAGACAUAGGAGCGAUCACGCUAUUGCGCAGCCUGGACUUCGAGGAGGGGAAUUCCUAUGAGCUGGAGGUGCAGGCAUAUGACGGGGGAGACCUUUCCGACACGACCAAAGUUGCAGUUACCGUAACAGAUGUGAACGACAAUGCCCCCGAACUGACAGUGUCGUCGGCGCUCAGCGAGAUCUCUGAGGAUGCCCCGUCAGGGACCGUGGUAGCCCUGCUGCAUGUGCAGGACCGGGACUCGGGGGCGAAUGGCCAGGUGCGCUGCUCACUGGACGGGGAUGUCCCGUUCCGUCUGGAGAAGUCCUAUGAGGACUAC